AUGUGGGAAUACGGCCUGAGCAACUACCCGUUCGUGCCUGUGGAGGUAGGUCUUAACCGACGCAUCAGCUAUACCCUUCCCAGUCGCAUCCCACAGCACUGUGUCCGACUCUUGAAUGCAUCAGCGGCGCGUGAGCAUUGGGAGUGCACAGGACUGCCAGAACUGCUCGUGCGCAACACGGCGAGCUACCCAUUCCACUUGCCCAACACCCGGCUGAAGUGGCAGGGCAACGUCCGCUCCGCCGACAAGAUGUAUCUGCCAAAGAUCCGUGCGUCGCGAGAUGCGAGUCAAUUUCUGAAACGCUUCAAGGACAGCGGCAUCCCGCACGACGUGUUGGCAGAGCUCCUCUUGGAGGAAAACAGACUCCAGGAAAGCAACCGCGCGCUUCGCUCCGACCGACAGGGCAAUGCACUCCGCGCCACCACAUGGAACGACCACCAACUCUUGUUCUACCCCACGGGCGAACUGCUCCACCAACUACAAGUCAAGCGCAGACGAGGAGAAACGUGGCACUCAGCAUGCGACCAGCCCAUCAGCCUUGUGAAUCCCAUCCAACAGAUCGACCUUCUCGGCACCAUCGACGCAGGAACCGUUCCUCGAGCGGUCGUCCGCGGCGCCGCGUCCUGCCACGUCAUCACAUUCCACGACGACUUUUCCCGCCACAAGGUCGACGCGAUCACGUUUCCAUCCAUGCUGCAUCACAUCGCCCCCAGUCCGCACGUCCAUGCAGAAUUCUCAUCCUUGUCGUCAAGUGGCGAGUUGUACUCGUGGACGCCCGAGGCCGGCGCGCGAGUCGUGGGGCAUGCGACGCCGCAGCAGCGCUGGCUUCGCUGUGCCUACAGCAGCCAUCCGUGUGUGCUGUGGAUGGCGAACCGGCACGCCGUGGGAAGUUAUGACUAUCGCGUGCCCGCGCCGGAAGGGUUCAACUGCGACUGGCUCGUCGACUACCUUCCGACCCCCACCGAGAUUGUCGACAUCCAACGGCAUCCCAGCUGUCCAUUUCAACUGGUCGUGCGCACAGACAACUCUGUGGACAUAGUGGACAUGCGCAGUCCGCACAAGUCGAUCAUGCAAUGGCAGCACCCAGACCUCUUCUUCCCGUCCACCGCCUCCUCCAAGCAGCCUCAUGUCGUCGGUACCCUCAAUAUCCUCGAUAUUUCCACUCCACAUCAAGACAGAGCCAUGGUGAUUUCCGGCUCGUCUGGCACCAACAAGGUGUCUGUGCACUGGUACCACGGCCACGCAUCCCACGACCCGUCGAUGCUGUCGUUGCGACGAAGCGGGUCGUCGGCCAGCCAACUCGCGGCCGCCGACGCCGCCUUUGACAUCCACCUGCCCGACCCGACACCAUCGAUCCACCAGAUUGGCGUGAGUGCGCUGCGCACCGCCGACGGCGUCUGCGAUCUGUUUCAACUGACAUCACUGGGGGACGUCUACUGCCAAUCCAUCGUCCACCACGCCCACACGACGCUGCACAUGCAGACCAACUUGCCUUGCGGGCGAACUCUGGCGAGUCGUCGAGUCGACAUUAUGCCAGUACCCGCCCAAGCGUUUCUACCCGAACACGAUGCGGCGUCGCUGCCUCCGUUCCGUCUGCUCCCCGUUCGUAAACUCCACCGCGUCCUCGUCCAAUCAAAUUCCUCCGUCCUUCCCCUCCUUCCCCCCGACGACCCGUUGGAGGACCUCCCCCACCGACUCGCCGCCGUCGCAACCCCGUCCAUGACACUGCUCGGCCUCAUGCACACAUACCGCCAUGUCCGACCAACCUACGGCCAACUGGGGGAAGCCGUCCGCGCCCUUGCUCAUGUGACGUUGCGGUUCGCAACGCCCCACUCCCGCUCCCAAUACCAUACCCUUCGACGAGUCAGCACCGCCGCCGACCCGUCGUUGAGGAUGGCGUCAUGUGGAUGCCACUCCCCACUGACGACGUACCUCUCGACGUCCUCGUCCCCCCCGCCGCCGCUGCCCUGCGAACACGCCCAAUGUCCACUGCCACACUUGUGGGUGAUCCACCACACUCCCCCAGACCAACGACAUUCAAUUCCUCCAUUGACCAACCAGCCCCUCCAGUACGACCCAGCCGCCAUCGCCACCUCGUCGCAUGCCCAAAUCAUCGUCGACUUGGAAGCUGUGUACGGACGCUCGACGGACGCCCUGCCGCAAAGUCCUCGCCGGGUCCAACACCAGCAAAAGCACAUGACGACGUUGUCGUGGUGAUCAUCCCCCGUAGUAUUACUAGUAGUAUUCCUUUAGUACCUUCACCCAGGGCUUGGUAAUCGAGGAAUAAGCCCGACAUCAGAGGAAUGUGUGUCAGGGCAUUUCGUGCU
This is a messenger RNA of Aphanomyces astaci, 2327 nucleotides long. RefSeq lists its product as hypothetical. Gene Ontology annotation, cellular component: fibrillar center. Gene Ontology annotation, molecular function: RNA polymerase I core promoter sequence-specific DNA binding. Gene Ontology annotation, biological process: transcription by RNA polymerase I. The transcript has 6 exons. Bases 1 to 2217 code for a protein of 738 amino acids. The record is from RefSeq and is a predicted model, not a curated record. Lineage: Eukaryota; Oomycota; Saprolegniomycetes; Saprolegniales; Verrucalvaceae.